Molecule: messenger RNA, 1272 nt
Organism: Sporothrix brasiliensis 5110
Lineage: Eukaryota; Fungi; Ascomycota; Sordariomycetes; Ophiostomatales; Ophiostomataceae
Exons: 1
Coding region: 1-1272 (423 amino acids)
Source: RefSeq, a predicted model, not a curated record
AUGUCUACCAACAACAGUACGAGUGAUCCGGGGGCGGUCACCACGCCCUCGGCGCCGUUGAGCUCUCAUGGUGGUGGUGAUGUAACCACACCUUCUAACACUCCUUCAGCUUCUACGCCGACGACGGUCAGCGAACCUACCACCCAUUCUACAACAUCUGAGCCUUCAAAUCCCACGACGCCGACCACUCCCACCACCGCAACGCCAACUUCGACCCCGCCAACGUCGUCGUCUUCUUCGACACGUGCACCCCCUACCACAUCGUCAGAACAGCCUGCUACCUCCUCAACUCCUCCCCCGCCGCCGACAACCUCCUCGACACCACCUGACAGCACGACAUUUGUGACGCCUACGGACCAGGGUACCAGUACCAGCACUUUCACAAUCACGCAGGUCACGCAAGCGCCGACGCAUACCACCCCGUCGCACACGACAAGCUCUGCCAGCACAACGUCUGGCGGUGCGGCUGUUGGCCCGACGGGCAGCUCGGGCAGUGGUCUUUCCAGCGCCGGCAAGAUUGCCGUCGCCGUUGUUGUCCCCAUUGCUGCUGUCGCUCUGCUGCUCCUUGCCGGCAUCUACUUCUGGCGGAAACGCAAGCAGCGCAAGGAUGCUGAAGAGGAGCGUCGCAAGGAGGUCGAGGACUACACAUUCAACCCCAAUGGCGACCGCGACCUGGCUGCCCUUGCCGCGGGGGGCGCUUCCGGCGCCAACGGCUAUGAGAUGAUGAAGGAAGAUGCCAACUCCUCCGGCUACCGCGGCUGGGGCACGACGACUCUUGCUGGCUCGACGGGCCGGAAAGCUUCGACGACUAUGUCGGGUGGCGCUGCCGGCGGUCCCGCCUUCUCGGAUGCUACUUCGCCUACGCGCGGCGGGCCGUCGGACGGCCGUUCGGGCGAUGUUGCGUAUACGGACGGCACGCAGUCCCCCGAGGGCGAGAUUCUGGGUGCUAUGGGCCCGUCCGCCGGCAACAACCGCGCUGCGGAUGUCCGCCGAGGCCCUUCGAACGCCUCGUCUUCCUACAGCGCAGGUGCUCACUCGGACGGUUCGGGCGAUGGUGGCGUGGCCGGCUAUGCCAAUGCUGCGGAUGCGACCUACUACAACCAGUAUGGCGGCAACAACCCGUACGCCGAGAACCCCUACGUCAGCCCGCCUCGGCCCUCUGAGCUGGCCGGCGCGCCUGUUAUUCGCGACAACCCGGCGCGGCGCAACACGCGCAUCGAGAGCCCAGCGCACUACCCUCAGCAGAGUGCCAACGUCUCACAGAACUUUUAG